Molecule: messenger RNA, 248 nt
Organism: Dentiscutata erythropus
Lineage: Eukaryota; Fungi; Glomeromycota; Glomeromycetes; Diversisporales; Gigasporaceae
Source: the annotation of a GenBank genome assembly
AUGUUGAUUAUCAUUAUAGUAAGUCACGUUGGUGUCGUUGUUUCUGGAAUUGCUAUUAUCAUUGUCGCUGUUACUGGUGAUUCUGUUCUUGAAAUUUCAUCAUCUUACUGGCCGUUACUAUUCCUAGAGCUGUCAAUUCAAGUAAUUGUUGUCAUUUUUGGUGUUUUUGUUACUGGAGUUAUCUUUCAUAUUUUUGAUUUCAUGGCUUCGGUAUUGUUAGCUCUAGGUGGUUUUCCAUAUUGUCGUUG